AUGUGGGCAGGAAACGCCAUGCAACAGCAGAGACGCGAUCACGCUUUUUCCUCCCGCACCGUUGCACAACACAGCGCGAUCAAAAUGCGCUUUAAUUCCCCGCGCUGAUGUCCAGGGCCGGUCGCUCUCCUCGGAUCUGCUCCCGGCAGGCCCUCACCGAGCUGACCCUGCCUCGGAGGAUUCACCGGUUUUGACGGCUACCGGAGGGAAGGGGGGUGUAGCAGCCUUCCCCAGCUCCGAUUGAAAACAUCGGAAGGACGGAGACAGAGAGGGGGCUUCUUUAAGGGGGAAAAAAGGAGGUGUCUGCUUUUCCUCUGAACCAUGAGGGAGUACAAAGUGGUCGUUCUGGGUUCGGGCGGAGUCGGUAAAUCGGCGCUGACGGUCCAAUUCGUGACGGGCUCCUUCAUCGAGAAGUACGACCCGACGAUAGAGGAUUUCUACAGGAAGGAGAUCGAGGUGGACUCUUCCCCGUCGGUGCUGGAGAUCCUGGACACGGCCGGUACCGAGCAGUUCGCCUCCAUGCGGGAUCUGUACAUCAAAAACGGUCAGGGCUUCAUCCUGGUUUACAGCCUGGUGAACCAGCAGAGCUUCCAGGACAUCAAGCCCAUGAGAGACCAGAUCAUCCGGGUGAAGAGGUACGAGAGGGUGCCGAUGAUCCUGGUGGGGAACAAGGUGGACCUGGAGGGGGAGAGGGAGGUGUCCUCCGGGGAAGGCAAGGCGCUGGCCCAGGACUGGAGCUGCCCCUUCAUGGAGACCUCAGCCAAAAAUAAAACCUCGGUGGACGAACUGUUUGCAGAAAUAGUGAGACAGAUGAACUAUUCCAGUGUUCCCAGUGGAGGAGACCAGUGCUGCUCAUGUGUCCUGCUCUGAAGGAGCCACCAGGAUGUGCAGAAACUUGGAAAAGUUCUUUCUUUCUUCUUAAAAGUUUUCUCUCUCUUCACACUGUUGUCUUAUUGUUGCACAAGGACAAAAAAAACAAAACAAAAAAACAACAACGAUCCAUUAUGUAUCAUAGUCUGGAAAGUGUUUACAUGACAAAGUACUUGAAUUUAUAGCUUUGUAUUUGACACUUCUCUGGAAAAUGUGCCUCAGUGGGAAUGUCUAGUUGUGAAACCUAAGAGUCAUGUGUUUUCAGGCUUUUUUUUAUCAUGCUUAUUUUUUUUUUUAUUUCUCCCCUUUUUUCCCUUCAGCUCUGUUGUUAUUUCUUCCAGGGCUUGAUUAUUUUGUUUCAGAUGUAAGUGGUGGUGGGUGUUUUAUUUUAGAUCCCUCAUAGAGAAGCAAAAUUUGCUCACUUUUAUAACAUUUGUUGUGAGAAGAGCUAUGAAAGCAUUUAAAAUCACCACUCAAGCCUUGCACAGCCUAGUUCAAGCAGUUCAAUUAAAUCCAAAAGGCACAAACCCUCUGCCCGCCCAGUCAAAGUUGAGUUAAGCCAAUAUAUUUAUGUAUUACUGCCCUAAACACAUCCACAGGUUGGUGAUUUGUUAAUUUCUUCUUUCGAACCUGCACCCAGCUGACUGUGUUCCUCCUCGGUGCAUUGCUGUCGCUGCAUGGGGAACACUACGACCCCGUGUCAAGUGCCUUCCCUCUUUUCUCUUGUGACUGUGCCAACUGAUGAGCCCUUACUUCCUCUGCAGUGCGUCCUGAUGGCAAUCAGAACUUUUGAACAGGUUUCCAGCCUGCACGUCGUUUUCGUUUGGUUUCAAAGUAAAAAAUAAAAUAAAAAAGCUUCUAUUUUUCAGCCUGAGGGCUGAGCUUGUAAACAGACAUCAGAUUCAGGCCAUUACCAGAGGUACUAGUCAGAUAAGAACAAACAGAUAACCCACUGGGAUGUUGGUUCAGUAAAUGGUAAGCCAUGUUUUUAUGUAUGAUGUAGAUUUUUUCUUCCCUUUUUUCUAAAAUGUGACAUUUUGGACUUGGUGUAAUUGUAUUUCUGCUUUUUUUUGGACAAUAUUUUCUGCCAUCCACUUGUCCGUUUGAGAGACUUGGAAUACAGAAGACAUUUUAUGUAACAGUG
This is a messenger RNA of Cyprinodon variegatus (sheepshead minnow), 2014 nucleotides long. RefSeq names its product ras-related protein Rap-2b-like. Lineage: Eukaryota; Metazoa; Chordata; Actinopteri; Cyprinodontiformes; Cyprinodontidae. The transcript has a single exon. The coding region runs from base 322 to 870 and encodes 182 amino acids. Gene Ontology annotation, biological process: negative regulation of cell migration; Rap protein signal transduction. Gene Ontology annotation, cellular component: plasma membrane. The record is from RefSeq and is a predicted model, not a curated record. Gene Ontology annotation, molecular function: GTP binding; GTPase activity; GDP binding.